Molecule: messenger RNA, 1719 nt
Organism: Penicillium egyptiacum
Lineage: Eukaryota; Fungi; Ascomycota; Eurotiomycetes; Eurotiales; Aspergillaceae
Source: the annotation of a GenBank genome assembly
AUGUCUGGUUCAAAGUCUCGGUUGUCUGGCCUGCUUGGCCAUUUCACAGGUUCAACACCGCCGGUUGAACACCGUGUUAAUACCCACACGCUAUCCCCGACUUUCUUUCUUCCGCGUGCUGCCGCCGUUGAACCCAAUGCCGAGGCGAUCUACCACGUAACCGCCAACAACAAGGUCCUUCGCAGGAGCUAUGGUGAGACUGCAGACCGAGCGAGGGGUAUGGCUUACUACCUCAAGAAACAUGGGUUCGGCAGAGUGGGGAUACUCUGCCCGAAUACCCCAGCAUUCCUCGAGUCAAUUUUCGGAAUUGCCGCAGCUGGCGCUGUUAAUAUCGCUGUCAAUUAUCGUCUGAAACAAGAAGACAUUGCUUAUAUAUUUGAUCAUGGUGACGCGGAAGUGAUCAUCGUCGACGAGGAAUAUGUUCCACUUCUGAAGCACUAUCGAUCCCAAUACCCCCACAUCCCUAUUAUAGUAGAUACCGAUACUGAUGCGACAGAGGGUGAGCUGACGGGCCCCUUUGAUGAGGCUGUUUUGGAAGGCCUUAGGCAUGACAUCGAUACAGGUUCUCAGGGUUGGGAAGGGCUCGAGAGCCAAGCUGCCGAUGAAGAAUCUACAAUUGCAUUGGCAUAUACAAGUGGGACUACAGCCCGUCCCAAGGGUGUUGAGUUCAGUCAUCGGGGCUGCUAUCUGGCAACAUUGGGAAACGUCAUUGAAACUGGUCUGAACUAUCACCGCGGGCGUGCCCGUUACCUAUGGACACUACCCAUGUUUCACGCUAUGGGCUGGACAUUUCCAUGGGCAGUGACAGCCGUUCGCGGAACCCAUUAUUGCCUACGCAAGAUAGACUACCCCGAGAUCUGGAGGCUGCUGAAAGAGGAGCAUAUCACCCAUUUCAAUGCUGCACCGACUGUGAACACCUUACUCUGCAACGCGAAAGGAGCAGAGAGACUGCCCGAGCCUGUCCGCGUCACGGUGGCAGCAAGCCCGCCCACACCCCUUCUCUUCGAACAAAUGACCGACCUAAACUUGCACCCUGUACAUGUUUAUGGAAUGACGGAGACGUACGGCCCACUCACCAAGGGCUACCAUUUGCCAGAAUGGGACAUGCUUCCUCUCAAGGAGAAAUACCAGAGGAUGGCCCGCCAAGGCCACGGCUUUAUUACAAGUCUUCCAGUUCGGGUCAUUAAGACGGAAGUGCCUGAAGGGACCAUCACGGACGUCCGCAAGGAUGGCCAGGAGAUUGGCGAGGUUGUUUUUGUUGGAAAUCUAUGUGCCCGAGGAUACUACAAGGACCCCGAGGCAACUCGGAAACUAUUUGCAGGAGGUGUUUUGCACUCCGGAGACUUGGCUGUCUGGCAUCCCGAUGAUGCGAUUCAGAUUCUUGAUCGUGCAAAGGAUAUCAUCAUCAGUGGCGGCGAGAACAUCUCCUCCGUUGCACUUGAGUCUAUGCUAGUCAUGCAUCCUGAUAUUUUGGAGGCUGGUGUUGUUUCUGUUCCUGACUCCCACUGGGGCGAAAGACCGAAAGCCUUUGUUACAGUGAAGGAAGGCAAGAGCCUACAAGGAUCAGACGUGAUUGACUGGGCUCGAAAUUCUAGCGGAAUCAGCAAGUUCAUGAUUCCACGGGAAGUGGAAGUGGUUACUGAACUACCCAAGACCAGCACCGGCAAAAUCCGGAAGAACAUCCUGCGUGACUGGGUGAAAGGUCUGAGAGAAGCGUAG